This is a messenger RNA of Osmerus eperlanus (European smelt), 787 nucleotides long. RefSeq names its product voltage-dependent R-type calcium channel subunit alpha-1E-like. Gene Ontology annotation, molecular function: high voltage-gated calcium channel activity. The annotation marks the transcript as partial. The record is from RefSeq and is a predicted model, not a curated record. The transcript is spliced from 6 exons. NCBI's taxonomy places the organism in Eukaryota, Metazoa, Chordata, Actinopteri, Osmeriformes, Osmeridae. Gene Ontology annotation, cellular component: neuronal cell body; voltage-gated calcium channel complex; membrane. Gene Ontology annotation, biological process: chemical synaptic transmission; calcium ion import across plasma membrane.
UUGAGUACAUGAUCCUGGCCACAAUCAUUGCCAACUGCAUCGUGCUGGCUCUGGAGCAACACCUCCCUGGAGAAGACAAGACGCCCAUGUCCAAGAGGCUGGAAAAAACGGAACCCUACUUCAUCGGGAUGUUCUGCUUGGAGGCGGGGAUUAAGGUCGUGGCUCUGGGGUUCGUGUUCCACAAAGGCUCCUACCUGAGGAAUGGCUGGAACGUCAUGGACUUCAUCGUGGUCCUCAGCGGGAUCCUGGCUACAGCAGGAGCUCACAUGAACAUCCCUGUGGAUCUACGUACCCUGCGAGCUGUUCGAGUCCUGAGACCCCUCAAACUGGUGUCUGGCAUCCCAAUCGUGCUCAAGUCCAUCAUGAAGGCCAUGGUUCCUCUGCUCCAGAUCGGCUGCUGCUGUUCUUCGCCAUCCUCAUGUUCGCCAUCAUCGGCUGGAGUUCUACAGCGGCAAGCUGCACCACACAUGCGUGGCCCAGCGCAACAUCCUGGAGAACGAGACGUGGACUCGUCUGAGUCAGAGUUUCCGUGCGGUGUGCGGGCGUGUCCUAACAAGUACCGCUGCAGGGGCACCUGGAUCGGCCCUAACGACGGCAUCACGCAGUUCGACAACAUCCUGUUCGCCGUCCUCACUGUCUUCCAGUGCAUCACCAUGGAGGGCUGGACCACCGUGCUGUACAACACGAACGACGCCCUGGGGCCCACCUGGAACUGGCUUUACUUCAUCCCUCUCAUCAUCAUCGGCUCCUUCUUCGUCCUCAACCUGGUGUUGGGGGUCCUCUCAGG